This is a messenger RNA of Salvia splendens (bonfire salvia), 3407 nucleotides long. Its product is annotated as putative disease resistance protein RGA3. Gene Ontology annotation, molecular function: ADP binding. The record is from RefSeq and is a predicted model, not a curated record. The transcript has a single exon. Lineage: Eukaryota; Viridiplantae; Streptophyta; Magnoliopsida; Lamiales; Lamiaceae. Bases 76 to 3270 code for a protein of 1064 amino acids.
AACAUAAACACACAUUCCUCUCAAAUUUCUCAUUUGGCUAUCAGAAGAAGAAAAGUUAACUAUUGUUGUUUGAUAAUGGCAGAGGCAUUUCUUCAACUCCUUCUUGACAAUUUGAGCUCUCUUAUCAAGGAGGAGAUCGGACUGAUCUUGGGCGUCGAUGAUGAGAUGAAGAAACUCUGCAGCACUCUCACCACCAUCCAAGCUGUGCUGGAGGAUGCCGAAGACAAGCAAAUCAAGAGCAAGCCAAUUCGAAACUGGCUUCAAAAGCUCACCGCUAUUGCUUACGAGGUUGAUGACAUAUUGGAUGAGUGCAACACUCAUGUCUCCAAACUCAACCACUCUCAUUCCAAACUCAGCCGCUACAGCCUCAAGAAAUUAUUGUAUCGCCACAACAUCGCAAGGAGAAUGAAGCAAGUCAACGAGAAAGUGGAGGCUGUUGCUGCGGAACGUGCUAAGUUUCAUCUGCGCGAGAUGCCUAUUGAUAGACCAAGAGAAGUUGCUAUUGCGUCACGUGAGACAGCUUCCCUGUUGAACGAGCCUGAUAAGAUUUAUGGCAGGGAAGAAGAUAAAGACAAGAUUGUGAAGACGUUGUUGAAUGAUGUGAAGAACAGGCAUGAGAUGUCUGUGCUGCCAGUUAUCGGUGUUGGCGGCCUUGGGAAGACCACUCUCGCUCGACUAGUUUUCAACGAUCCACAGGUGGAAGAGCACUUUGAUCUAAGAAUUUGGGUUUGUGUUUCUGAUAACUUUGAAAUGAAGACUCUGGCGAAGGCCAUGAUUGAAUCUGCGACGGGAAGAGGAAAAGCAUGGGAUCUUCAGCACUUGGAUGCUAUAGAGCGUCGCCUCUGGGAAUUGUUGAGCAAAAAAAGAUAUUUGAUUGUGAUGGAUGAUGUUUGGAAUGACCACCAGGAUAAAUGGUUUGUGUUGAGAGAUGUUUUAUCAUGUGGCUCAGCCGGUUCGUCGGUUGUCGUCACCACACGCCAGAAGAAGGUUGCUGAUAUAAUGACAACACUUCCAUGUCAUUGUCUUGAGGGGCUGUCGGAUGAGCACUGUUGGGCGCUGCUGCAGCAGCGCGCCUUCGGACCAAAUGAAGAGGUGUCUCCACAGCUGGAGACAAUUGGGAAACAGAUCGUGAAGAAAUGUGCUGGAGUGCCCCUGGCUGCUACAACACUUGGUGGAAUCGUACGGUUUAAAAGAAAGGAAGAGGAAUGGAUAUAUGUGAGAGACAAUGAUAUAUGGAAGUUGUCGCCUGAGGAGAGUUUGAUAGUGCCAGCUUUGAGAUUGAGUUAUCAUCAUCUUCCGUUGGAGCUUAGGCAAUGCUUUGCGUAUUUUGCAGCAUUUCCUAAGGACCAUUACAUUGAAAAAGAAGAACUGGUUCUUCUAUGGAUGGCUCAUGGCCACAUUUCAUCAAAGGGGACUUUACAAGUGGAAGAUGUUGGAAAUCAAAUAUGUAAUGAGCUACUUCUUCGAUCGCUUCUACAAACAAAUGUGGAUAACAAGAGUGAGAUUGGUAUGCAUGAUCUUGUUCAUGAUCUGGCAGAAUCAAUAAUGGAGAACAAAGUUCCUGGAGUACAAAGUGAGAGAAAUCUCACAAGUGCAUCAACUAUCCGCGAGGUAAAUUUGCUACAAAAAACUUCCUUGUUUCCUAAAACUUUUCAAAAAGAUAUGAGCAUUACUUCCAUCUCGGAGCUAAGAAGUUUAAGAGUAUUAAAAGCAAAAGCAAUAGAAGAUUUGCCUCCUUCCAUUGGCAAUCAUAAACAUUUGCGAUCCUUGAAUUUGUCUAAUUCUGAAAUUCAAACUCUCCCCAACUCGUUAUGUACACUUUGGAACUUGCAAAUCCUCAACUUGGAUGGAUGUGUUAGGCUUGUGGCUUUACCUAAGAAGCUCACAUCCUUACAUAAUCUUCAACAUCUAUGUUUGUGGGGCUGCGAGUCAUUGUGUGAGAUGCCAUCCAAAAUGAGAGAGUUAAAUGGCCUGAAAACAUUAAGUAUGUUUGUUGUCGGUCUCAAGAGAGAUAACCAACUUGAGGAACUGGAAUGUUUGAACCUCAGUGGAAGGCUUCAUAUUAGGCAUUUGGAGAGAGUAAAAGACCAUAUGGAUGCAAAGAAAGCAAAGAUUGCGGAGAAAAACAAUCUUUCAGAGUUGAAAUUGUCGUGGGAAAGAAAUGGUCGAUCCAAGUCAGAGGAGGAUCUUGAUGAAAAGGUGUUGGAAGCACUUGAACCUCACCACAAUCUUGAAAAACUUUAUAUAGUAGGCUUCAGUGGUAGAUAUCUUCCAGAUUGGAUGAAAAAUUCAUGUCUAGGAAAAGUAGUUUUGAUUUAUAUAUGGAAUUGCAAAAAUUGUAAGCGUUUUCCAAAUCUGGGAGGGCUACCUUGUCUCAAGUCGCUGUUCUUAGAUGAUGUGGGGGUGGAGUAUAUUAUUGAUAAAGAAGGAGGAGUUGGGAGUGGACACCCGGGAAAGAUACAGUUUGUGGCUCUCAUAAAUCUGGUAUUAAUUGGUCUCCCAAAUCUGAAGGGGCUCUCAAAGGAGCAAGGGAUUAAAGAAGCAUUCCCAAAUCUUGAAAGACUAUGGAUUGAGCGUUGCUCUUCAUUAAUACUGCCACCACUCUCAUCCCUCCAAAAGUUGGAGUCACUAACAUGCAGUAGCUCAACUUUGGGUUUAUUAUCUGAGCAUGAAAUUCCUAGGGAAUUGCGUGUGGAAGUCGAAGAGAGCCUGACAUGUUUCCCAAUAGAAAUGUUGGCAAAGUUCCAUAAGCUCCGGUGGCUAACAAUUAUGGGUGCAAAAGAUAUCUGUGUGACAAGAGAAGGUCUGCAAGCCUUAAAAGAGCUUACAAGUUUAUAUCUACGAAAUUGUAGAAUAAGAUGUUUACCAGAAGGGAUGUUGCGCCACCUUACUGCUCUGGUUAUGCUCAAUAUAUGGGAUUGCCGAGAGAUAGUAGAGCUGCCAGAGGAUAUUAAACAACUCCAUAAUCUUGCCGGGCUUGAGCUACAUUUUCUUCCCAAGAUGACGCGCUUGCCUCAAGCCUUUCAGUACCUCACUCGGCUAGAGCUAAGGGAUCUUCCCGAGCUCGAAUCACUCCCAGAUCACCUACCUUAUCUUAUUACACUCGAAGUUACAGACUGCCCAAAGAUUGUAACGAUUCCAGCUCUGCCAAAUCUGGAUGAGCUAAGAGUCACUGGUUGCCCACAACUGCAAAGGCGAUGUCAGAGAGGAAGAGGAGAGGAUUGGCACAAGAUUGCCCACGUUCGCCGCAUCUAUAUUUCUCCAUAUUAACUCAAAUAUAUAGGCUUAUGUUAGUUUCAGAAUAUUUCUAUGGGCUGAAGAUAGAGAUUCCUGUUAUCGAAUGGAAAGGAAUGGGUUUCAAAUUCCAAGUAACAAGUGAGGGAAAUGAAUCAAAUGAUUAUAGCCAA